Messenger RNA from Phragmites australis (common reed), 2175 nucleotides. Its product is annotated as DUF21 domain-containing protein At2g14520-like. Gene Ontology annotation, cellular component: intracellular membrane-bounded organelle. Lineage: Eukaryota; Viridiplantae; Streptophyta; Magnoliopsida; Poales; Poaceae. The transcript is spliced from 13 exons. Gene Ontology annotation, biological process: magnesium ion homeostasis. Bases 290 to 1837 code for a protein of 515 amino acids. The record is from RefSeq and is a predicted model, not a curated record.
ACUCGCAGCAGCGCGCAACGGAAACGGAAAGCGAUAACCAACCAAACCGGCCACCAUAAAGGAAGGAGAGCCCGAGACGACGGGCGCAACCGCGCACUCGUUCGCAGCCGAGCGCCCGAGCAAGCAAACCACGCAGCUGCGAGCGACAGUUCCAUACGACGCCGCGUGGGCGCGCGGCACCACUUCCGCACCCAGCUCGGCACAGCUCCCAGCAGAGUGAACACCCCGCCGAAAUCAAACACUCGCCGGCUGGGGCCGAUCGAUUUCGAGUGGGAUCGACGAUUCACCGAUGCCCAGCCAUGAGGCGUGCUGCGGCACCAUGUUCUGGGUGUACCUCAUGUCCUGCGUCGGGCUCGUCAUGUUCGCCGGCCUCAUGUCGGGCCUCACCCUCGGCCUCAUGUCGCUCAGCCUCGUCGACCUCGAGGUCCUCGCCAAGGCCGGCACGCCCAAGGACAAGCGCAACGCCGCAAGGAUCCUGCCGGUCGUGAGGAACCAGCACCUGCUGCUCUGCACGCUCCUCAUCGGCAACUCGCUCGCCAUGGAGGCGCUGCCGAUAUUCCUGAACACGCUCGUGCCGCCCUACAUCGCCAUCCUCAUCUCCGUCACGCUCAUCCUUGCGUUUGGCGAGAUCAUGCCGCAAGCCAUCUGCACGCGCUACGGGCUCAGCGUGGGGGCCAAGGCGGCGCCCGCGGUCCGGAUACUGCUCAUCGUCUUCUUCCCCGUCGCCUACCCGAUCAGUAAGUUGUUGGACUGGCUACUGGGAAAGGGCCAUUUUGCACUAAUGAGGAGAGCUGAGCUAAAGACGUUAGUUGAUAUGCACGGCAACGAGGCUGGAAAAGGUGGAGAGCUAACUCAUGAUGAAACUACCAUCAUUACAGGAGCUUUGGAGCUGACUCAAAAGAUUGCAAAAGAUGCCAUGACUCCUAUAUCUGAAACAUUCUCACUUGACAUAAAUGCUAAGUUGGACCUGCAUACGAUGGGUAUGAUAAUGACUAGAGGGCACAGUCGUGUACCUAUUUACUCCGGGAGUCCGAAAAACAUUAUUGGCCUUAUAUUGGUCAAAAACUUGAUUACUUGCCGAACUGAGGAUGAAGUGCCCAUUCGAAAUGUUACCAUCAGAAAAAUUCCAAGGGUGGCUGAUGAUCUUCCUCUCUAUGACAUCCUAAAUGAGUUCCAGAAAGGUCACAGCCAUAUGGCUGUGGUAGUUAAACGCACAAAGGAAUCAGAAACAUCCACUGAAAAGCAAAAGAGUGCUACACACCUCAAAGAUGCUCAUGCUGAUGGUUCAUCCCCCUCGCAUGUUGGCACAGCCGGAGGUCGUAGAAAUAACAUUGAAAAAUACGGAGAUGGGCGCUCAUAUAAUAAGAAAUCAGAAAGGAAGCGUGGAAAUAUUCUUGAUUUUAACACCGAUCCACUUCCAAGCUAUUCAAUGGAUGAGGAAGCAGUGGGAAUAAUCACGAUGGAAGAUGUCAUGGAAGAACUGCUACAGGAAGAAAUAUUCGAUGAAACAGAUGAGUACGUCGAUGUACAUAAUAAGAUCAGAAUAAACAUGUUACCUCAUGGCAAAUCAUUGUCACCUGUUAUAUCUCCUGUUGGAGGACCCCUAUCUCAGGGACUUCGGAAAACCCCUACGGCAUCUCCACUGUCACCAUACCACCAUACUAGUUCUGUCUUACGUUCCCCUGUUUCCAACCACGCUCAGUUACCUGGGACUUUACCUACAAUAGUUUCUCCUGGAGGAUCACCUGUUUCACAAACACCCGUGCACAUUUCACCAAGUUCAAAUCAGGUUUCAAGAAAUUUUGACGAAAAACAUGAAAAGGACAGCGAGAGCUAAGAGUUUAGAGGCCAUUUAUUCCCUAUUAAGGCCUCAUCUCAAGAUGGCGUAAUCGGAUUAUGGCGUUGCUAGUUUAGGAUUAAGCUGUGAAGAUAAUAGCGCAGCUCUCUUGUAUGAUUAUUGGUCAUUAUUUAUUGAUUAGUUGCUUGUACAUAUAUGCUUUAGAAUGUGAUCCUCAGCAUGGCCCAACUGUCACUAUCUAUUGUAGCAUAUGUAGGUGUCUUUUUAAGGACUUUUUUGUCAACUUGUAUCUACCAUUGCCGAAGAAAGGCUGAAGAGAAAAAGCAAAGCAUCGCACUGCAUAUAUUUAAGCAACAACCAGCUGAUUUGAUUCCUUU